Messenger RNA from Tauraco erythrolophus (red-crested turaco), 552 nucleotides. RefSeq names its product LY6/PLAUR domain containing 6 (gene LYPD6). NCBI's taxonomy places the organism in Eukaryota, Metazoa, Chordata, Aves, Musophagiformes, Musophagidae. The record is from RefSeq and is a predicted model, not a curated record. Gene Ontology annotation, molecular function: acetylcholine receptor inhibitor activity. Gene Ontology annotation, biological process: positive regulation of canonical Wnt signaling pathway.
AUGGCCCCGCAGCCCACGCCGGCGUGGGUGCUGCUGCUCAGCCUCCUGGCCGGCGCCCUGCCGGCCGCGCAGCCCAAGGACUUCACCGUCAAGGACAUCGUCUACCUCCACCCUUCCACCACACCGUAUCCUCACGGAUUUAAAUGUUUCACCUGCGAGAAGGCAGCAGAUAAUUACGAAUGCAACCGGUGGGCUCCGGAUGUCUAUUGUCCACGAGGUACAAGAUACUGCUUCAGCCAACACAUGAUGAAAGUUACUGGAGAGAGUGUGUCCGUCACCAAGCGCUGUGUACCGUUAGAGGACUGUCUGUCUACAGGAUGCACAUAUGUAAAGCAUGAAGAAUACAAGAUCUGCACCUCCUGCUGCGAAGGAAGCAUCUGCAACUUGCCCCUGCCGAGGAACACAACGGACGCCGUGUUUACAACCCUCUCCCCGCUCAGCCAAGCACAGAGACUUUCACAUCCCGUCCUGCUGACGGUGGCGUGUCUCUGGUUGGGGCUGAUGUCACAGCACUGGGUCACGCUGUCACGCGUGGUGCAGCCGGGCAGCUGA